Molecule: messenger RNA, 1849 nt
Organism: Schizophyllum commune H4-8
Lineage: Eukaryota; Fungi; Basidiomycota; Agaricomycetes; Agaricales; Schizophyllaceae
Product: Josephin-domain-containing protein
Exons: 7
Coding region: 51-1505 (484 amino acids)
Biological process (GO): protein deubiquitination
Cellular component (GO): nucleus
Molecular function (GO): cysteine-type deubiquitinase activity
Source: RefSeq, a predicted model, not a curated record
UCGCAACCUCCCACUACUACCCCUUGCUCCCUCAACCGAAGAAGACUACGAUGGCGACCCUCGAUGACCUGGUGCCGCUGAUCUAUCACGAGAAACAGCAGCCGGGGUCAAUGCUCUGCGCCCAACAUGCGCUUAACGCGCUCCUACAGGGGCCAUAUUUCACCGCGCCCGAUCUCUCAGAGCACGCGCGUCAGCUCGAUGAUCUCGAGAUGAGUUACGACGACGAUAAUACCGGGACCACGAGCACGAACAUGGAUGAUACGGGUUUCUUCUCCGUACAGGUCCUUGACAGGGCAGUCGAUGUGUGGAAUCUGACAUUAACGAGAUGGCGGAGCGAGGAGAUGCGGUCGUUCCAGGAUCAUCCUGAGGCCCAAAUCGCGUUCAUCUUCAAUCAGAACCAGCACUGGUACACCCUCCGACGGUUCGGAGAGCUCACAGUUGGCUCUACAAGCGGUCACUGGUUCGACCUCAAUUCCUUCAACGAGUCCCCGCAAUGGGUCAGCAAGCUUUACUUGGGCAUGUUCAUCCAGCAAGCCGAGACCGAAGGCUACUCUGUCUUUGUCGUUCGCCAGAAGAACCCUAACGCGCCAAUCGAGAUUCCUCGCACGGACGCGGACGAGCUCGCGAGGGCUGUGCCAGAAAAUGCGUUUGCGCCUCGCGCGUCCUCGACAAGGAUGCCCGGCGGAGACCACAAGUCGCCCUUCGGACACAUCGACGGCCUUGAAGACGAAGACAUGGAAUUGCAAGCGGCGUUGCAGGCUUCGCUAGGGGGCGCUUAUCACGAAUUCGACGUUCCCUUCAACAGGCCAGGACCAGCUACCCAGGACUUCGCAUCGCGCCCUAUACCCGGUGAUCUCAUAGAGGAAGAGGAUGACGACGACGAAUGGGACAGGAAUGAUAUGCACGAUGUGGUGGAUACCUCGGAACCCAGAGGCUCCGUCGAAACUAGCGCAGCGCGGAACCAGCGACUACUCGCGCAGAUGCAGCGCGAGCAGCAGAUGGCGCAGCAAGAGCUGCUCGCAGCAGGCGGAGGGCGACCUAAUCGCGAGUACGAAGAGGAAGAGGAGAUGCUCCGACGCGCCAUCGCGGAGAGCGAGGCAAUGGCGAGGGCGCAGGGCCACUCGAUACCGGACGACGAUGAAGACGAGGAUGUCAGCCACACGCCCGCGGGGAGGCCCCCGGCGAUCCCGCCGGCGACCACUCGCCCGGCAGGGCACAGAGUGUACGACGACGAGGAUGCCGAGUUGCAGGCAGCCUUGAAGGCAUCGAUGGAGGGGUUGCCUGAGGGGUGGACGCCACCGCCCGAGUUCGAGACGAGGAAGCCGGCUGCGCCACCACCGCCAGCACCUGCGGCGACUUCGUCAAGUCUGGCGCCGCCUGCAAGGGAAGAGGAUGAGAAGUCCGAGGCGUCAUUUGAUGCGUCGUCGGAUGCGCCUGAACCUGCACCGGCACCGAGUGUAGAUGAGAUUAGGAGGAUGAGGCUGGCGCGGUUUGGAGGGUCGUAAUGGCUCCGAGUCCUGGCCUUAUCUUCAUCUACUUCUCCUUGUUACUUGUUGGUUCUAGAUAGUUUCUGUGCGUGCUGAACGCAGACUUGGAUAGCGCGAGCUGCAUCCACCCAUGAUAAGUGUACAAUAAUAUCACAACAACAAAGGACAAUGGCACUCCCGUCAAUGGGUGGGCGAUAUAUCGAGAUAGCUAGAUCAAUCCGAACCACUGGAUGUCCUAGAGGGACGUGAUGGGGGUCCGAAUCCCACGACGCCUACUUCUUCACGUCUAACUUAUCCAUCUCCUCCGCGAGUUGCUCCGCCGCGUCCGGCGCCUUCUCCGGCCUCGCACUCCCUGCCUUCCC